GAAAACAUCAGGUCAACAGGUUAAUUCUCUAAUCUUCAUUAUCGGUGAGCAGCAAUUUCGUUAGUGAGAUACUUUUCGUUAUUUUCAGCCAUAAGGGGAUAAUCAUGUCAGGCCGCCCUGUGCCUAUCGUUGUCCAGAAGAAUGAUAGUCGAGAGUUCGAGCUGGACGAAGACGCCCUCAGAAGCGUGCUGCUGAGUCCUGAAGUGGGCGACAAACCCGUCUGUGUGGUGGCCGUGGCGGGGGCGUUCAGGCAGGGCAAGAGCUUCCUUGUGAAUCAACUAGUGAAGUACUGCGUGAAUAAAGGCUCGCCAAACUGGUUAGACACUCCAUCGCUGCCAAACGCAGUCUUCAAAUGGCGAGGCGGCAUAGAGGGAGAGACCACCGGGAUCAACAUCUGGAGCAAGCCUUUCGUCUUCACCAAACCGUCCGGAGAAAAAGUGGCAGUGAUUCUUAUGGACACUCAAGGAACGUUCGACUGCCAAACAUCGAUGCAGGAGUCAACCUUCAUCUUCGCCCUGACGCUGCUGACGUCCUCCGUAACUGUGUACAAUCUGAUGUACAACAUCAAAGAAGACGACCUCAUGAACCUGCAGACGUUCUGCACCUUCGGGACCUUGGCGCAGAACUCCACCAACCAAAACUCCUGCGCAUUUCAGAAGCUACUCUUCCUGGUACGCGACUGGAGCUUUCCAACGCAGCAUCCAUACGGCCACCAGGGCGGCAAAAAUGUACUCGACAAAAUUUUGACGGUAAACGAAAAUCAGGAGCCGGCGCACCAGCGACUUAGAGAAGACCUCCACCAGAGUUUCGAGGACCUGGAGUGCUAUCUUAUGCCGCACAUUGGCUUGCGUGCCAGCAGGGAUAAAGACUUUGAUGGUCGACCAAAUCAAUUGGACGAAGAAUUCGUGGAGCACCUGAAGCAGCUGGUGCCUCGCCUGCUGGCGCCUGAGCGCCUCGUGGAGAAGCGCUCAGCCGCGCGUCGAGGACAACCCGCCACCGGGGAGGAGCUGGUGCGCCUCUUCAGGACCUACAUGGAGGCCUUCAGAGAGAAUAAAGAAGUUCUGCCGACCACCCUCGUUGAGAUAAUGGUGCGCGUCACAAGCGAUGAGACCAGCAAGAUGGCAUUUGAGCUUUACAAAAGUACAAUGGAUUCAAAAAUCCAAGCCCAUGGAAGAUCUCUUGAAGGUUUUCUUCUAUACAGCUAUCACUCAGAGUCAAAAAGAGAAGCUAUUGCAGCUUACGACAAGGAAAACCAAUACGCCAGAAGCAAGGCUUUGUCUGCAACUGUAGACAAAGUUAGGAAAAGCCUCGAAACGAGGAUUGAAGAAGUCUUCGGGACCUAUGUGCUGAAGAACAACAACAUGGCGAUGCACGAGAAGGCGAGAGAACGCGCAAAGGCGGAAGAACGAGCAAAGGCGGAAGAACGAGCAAAGGCGGAAGAACGAGCAAAGGAGGACAAGGCUGGACUAUUCAAAAAAACUGUUGAUGUUACUUCCGGAAUCGCAGCUGGAAUUAUCUUAUCACCCUUCAGAGCCGUGACGUCCGUGGUCGGAGACGUCGUUGACGUAUUAUCCAGACCUUCGGAAAGUGCGGGGAUAUCCCAGCGGGUGAUCUUAAAGUCCAUAGUCGAAAAAUAGCGCUGACUCAGACUCAGAUUGACCCUACAGCUUCGUAACGCAGGCCUUCGCUGUAGUUCCCAUGAUCGCGAUGAGAGGUCACGCUCGUUAUAUGCCAAGCAAGCAAGAAAAGGAAAAACAGAAAAAACAGUGAUAACGUCAUUUGAAAGAUUUGUUUCGUCGGAUGAAAUGAAGCAAGGUGGGAUUAAUAUUUUGCAAAUGACACUUUAAUGCAAAAUUAGACUUUAAUUCUCCGAAUUUAUGCGCAUUCAGAGGAAGAUAAGAAGAUUUGCUUCUUCUGGAAGACUCACCAGGUGUGUAAAAUGGUGAUUCAGAUUUAUUUUACUUCUCUUUAUGUAAGAGGAUUACAAGCGGCAAGCGAUCCAAAUCAGUUGUUCUCAACUUCUCAUCGAAAUAUCAAAUCAAAACAAUAUCAUGCGAGCAUCAAAAGUCAUGCUGAUCUAUUACCCUUGUAUGCUUCUGUCACUCAUCAAAUUGAUAAGAUUUACGGACAAGACCGCACUUUCAGAGUGAACAAAUAAACGAGUUGAUUUGGUAUACUGUACUUUAAAGCAUUGCAUUUAAUUUGAUUUCGUUGCUUUGAUUUCGAUGUUAUAGUUUCUAUGAUCCCUCUUUGGUAUGCUGUAAAUUAAAUCAUCACUGAGGAUGAGACGUCCACCUUGCUUGGGAAACUUGGAAAAUGAAGAGUUGUAUAUACUGAAACUUGCCUUGGAUGCUGGAACAUGUUCAAAAUACUCGGUAUAGGAUUGUAUAGUUUCAACUUAUUCAUUUCGACACUUCCUAUAAAAAUAUUUCUUUUCCAUUGAAUCACGUGAGUUCGUAUUUACAUCAGGAAUACAAAAGAGAAAAUAAAGUUCUAUGUACUCUCUUCAUUUACAUGCAUUUUACUUAUGUGUGUUUUUUACGAUGACAUUUUUGCCAGCGUAGCAUCUUAGGCCACGGGGCCUUUUGCCGAUUCUUGUCAUGGCCGGCAGAGUUUUUCACAGCUUUUUGCGGGUCUCGAACACGCAACGCACUGCUCUAAUAUCCAUUAUACCUAACCGCAAGGCACCUCGUCGAUUGCGAUCAGAACUGCCGCAGGAAGCUGGGAUAAUGACGAUACGAGAUCGUAAUAAUAGUAAUGCCGUUGAUGCUGACAGUAAGAAUGUAAAUACGGGGGUGAGGCAAUCGAGAUUCAAAAAGUAGGCGGCGUACAUGUACAUUUUUUGAUGAAGGGGUCAAGUCGUUAAUCGUAUUUGCUGUGUGUCUGUCUUGGUACGUUCCAUCAGUACCUCAGCGCUGGAUUACUACACCUAAACGUGAUAUUCGGAAACUGGCAUCUAGCAACAGUCGGCGCUUCGUGUAGGCUGUAGGGGGUGUAAGUGUAGUGUGUUGUCACUGCACCGAGUCCUGCAACUGUUGUGGGGGGAAGUCUUCUGGGUGGAGUCGGUAUAAGGUUGCUGUUACUGUAAGGAUAUUUGACAUGUAUGUUGUUUUCUUGUGUGGGCCUUUACAUUGUGGGAUGCGUUCAGUUUCAAAGUCUUCUUUGUCUCCGUCAUUUCGUAACAUUUUCUUGUGUUUGUAUUAUGUGUCUUCGGGAUGUUUGAAAUUAAAUAGCCAACGUGAGCAAAAACUCCAGACAAACUCUACGACGUCUCGCGAUAAAAACAAACUUAAAUAAAAAUGUAAUGUUAAGGAAUGUUAAUU
Messenger RNA from Hyalella azteca, 3323 nucleotides. RefSeq names its product atlastin-2. Bases 105 to 1637 code for a protein of 510 amino acids. Lineage: Eukaryota; Metazoa; Arthropoda; Malacostraca; Amphipoda; Hyalellidae. The transcript is spliced from 10 exons. The record is from RefSeq and is a predicted model, not a curated record. Gene Ontology annotation, molecular function: GTP binding; GTPase activity. Gene Ontology annotation, biological process: endoplasmic reticulum organization; protein homooligomerization.